AAUGGCCGACGAUGAUUUAGUGGCGUUAGUGGUUGAUAAUGGGUCCGGAAUGUGCAAGGCGGGAUUUGCGGGGGAUGAUGCGCCACGUUCCGUCUUUCCCAGCAUCGUUGGUCGUCCGCGAUAUCAAGGGGUGAUGGUGGGAAUGGGCCAGAAAGAUUCGUACGUUGGCGACGAGGCGCAAAGCAAGCGAGGCGUGUUAACAGUGAAAUAUCCCAUCGAGCAUGGCAUCAUCAGCAACUGGGAUGACAUGGAGAAGAUCUGGCAUCACACGUUUUACAAUGAACUGCGCAUAGCUCCCGAAGAACACCCGGUGCUUCUAACCGAGGCGCCCUUGAAUCCCAAAAUGAACAGGGAGCGAAUGACCCAGAUCAUGUUCGAAACUUUCAACACGCCCGCCAUGUACGUCGCAAUUCAAGCCGUUCUGUCCCUGUAUGCGAGCGGGCGGACUACGGGAAUUGUCAUGGAUUCGGGCGACGGAGUAUCACACACGGUUCCAAUUUACGAAGGGUACGCUCUUCCCCAUGCCAUCCUCAGGAUGGACCUCGCAGGUCGCGACUUAACGGACUACCUAAUGAAAAUUCUGACGGAACGAGGGUAUAGCUUUACUACAACUGCGGAACGCGAAAUCAUCCGAGAUCUCAAAGAGAAGAUCUGCUACGUGGCCGUUGACUUCGAGCAAGAGUUGGCCUUGGCGAACAGCUCCAAUCAAAUCGAAAAGUCCUACGAGUUGCCGGACGGCCAGAUCAUAACGAUCGGAAGUGAGCGGUUCCGCUGCCCGGAGGCGAUGUUUCAACCGUCAUUUUUGGGAAUGGAAACCUCGGGCAUACACGAAACCACCUACAACUCCAUAAUGAGAUGCGAUCUCGACAUACGCAAAGAUUUAUAUGCCAACACCGUCCUGUCAGGGGGAAGCACGAUGUUUACCGGUAUAGCGGAUCGUAUACAGAAAGAAAUCGCGAUCCUCGCGCCCGCUUCGAUGAAGAUCAAAAUCAUCGCUCCACCGGAAAGGAAAUAUUCGGUUUGGAUUGGGGGAAGUAUUUUGGCCAGCUUGACGACGUUUCAGCAAAUGUGGAUUUCGAAGCAGGAGUAUGAUGAAUGCGGUCCGGUUAUUGUGCAUAGAAAAUGUUUUUAG
This is a messenger RNA of Photinus pyralis (common eastern firefly), 1132 nucleotides long. Its product is annotated as actin-3-like. The record is from RefSeq and is a predicted model, not a curated record. Lineage: Eukaryota; Metazoa; Arthropoda; Insecta; Coleoptera; Lampyridae. The transcript is spliced from 3 exons. The coding region runs from base 2 to 1132 and encodes 376 amino acids.